Molecule: messenger RNA, 1310 nt
Organism: Aspergillus calidoustus
Lineage: Eukaryota; Fungi; Ascomycota; Eurotiomycetes; Eurotiales; Aspergillaceae
Source: the annotation of a GenBank genome assembly
AUGGAUCAGCAGGCUGGUCCCGUCAGAUACCCCUCACGGGUAUACCAACCAUUUGUGUUACGGCCUGAAAUCUUACCGCGUACGGAUAUACUCGACGAGUUGAUCCGACGAGCGCACCACUUCCGUAUCGUUGCAGUGACAGCCCCGCAAGGCUCAGGAAAGACACAAUUGAUGCGACUUCUCGCGAAUGUAUUGCUUGCACAUACGAAGCCUGUUCAUGUUAUCACCGGCUGGCCGCAAGAUGGCAUACAGGGUGGAUGGGAGAACUAUCUAAUAAGCCAAACGGGCUAUAAUGGCAAUUACUGGCUCAGCUAUGAGGCCUACUUGCUUCUCGAUGAGGCUCAGCAUACCUACUGGGAUCAGGAUUUCCACGAGAGAUUCUUCGCAAAGAUACAACCUGAAUCUGCGCCAUGUGUGAUACUGUUCGCUUCGCAUGGCUUAGAACCGAUCCUUGGUGAUCUAAAUUCCAUCCAGAGUUUUACUCCAACUGGUAAAGGGAUUGGGCUCCAUUGGGACAUCCCUCAGUCCCCAUGCCGCUCUGUUGGCCUCCUUUUUAGGAGAUAUGAAGCCGACAACUUCAUAGCAAGGUAUCACUUCGCAAGAAGCUCUCCAGCCCCAACAGACGAGAUGAAAGAAGGCUUUUUCCAGUGCACCAAUGGGAAUAUAGGGAUGUUAACAGCCCUCUUGGAUAUCCUGUUUUACUGGAGAGGAUUUGUUAACAAGCCCAACUCGUUCCAGUGGCCAAUAGUAACUCAAGCCCUCUUUAUUGACCUCCCCGCUUUGUUCCAGACAAUGCAUGACGGCCUAGGCAUCAGAACAGGUCUGGGCCUACCACAUUCCAACGAUCUCGCGACUACCUGGGAACUAUUGGAUCUUGCUGUAGCGUCCAAUGGUCUUUAUCUGGACAGAUUGGACCCUGAUAGCAAGCAGAUUCUCAGUCUCAUUUGGAGAUAUGGUUGGUUGCUCCCGCAGAACUCCAAGUUCGGUCUGCGCUUUGUGUUUGCAUCACCGAUGCACCGGUGGUAUUUCUAUCAUAUGUUGCACCCUUUGUGGGAGUCCGGGCAAGAGGGACUCCUCCACAGAGUAUCUCAGGCUCUGAGGGCAGGACAAUUCACAGCACAUAUUACAUGGAAACAUCAUUACUGAUGGCCUGUGGUCGAUGAGAUGAGAUGGCUAUGAGGGAAGGGGUAGGGUGUGUCAUUAGUUAAGUUUAAUUAGGUUAUAGGACUGACGAGGAGAUAGGAUUGUUAUUAAUUAGGCUAUAAAGUAGACGAGAAUAUACUGCAAGCCCUUUGCUUGACCUUUUCUUG